UAAAAUAAUAUUAAUAAAAAUUGAUUAUUAAAUAGUUCUGCAACAUUUUUUUCUAUAUUUGUUAAAUAUGCGCAGUGAAAAAUCUAAAAAUGCCUGAAGCUACAAUUGUAUUUAUGAAUGAGCAGACAAUUAAAACAGAAGCACCAGAAUUUUUAAUCGAAGAAGUUAAACGUGAAAUUGAAAAUGAGGAAACAUGUCUGGAAAGAUUUAUGGAUGCUGAGGUAAAAAUAGAGGACGAUGUCGAACAAGAAAUGGGUGAGACUUCUUUUUAUAAAUGUGACAUAUGUAGUAUGUCGUUUGUUCAACUAGAUGAUUUAAAACGGCACUCGGUAGUUCAUAAUCGUAAGUCAGCAAUCAAAAAUCAUACCAAUGAAAAACCAUUUGUUUGCAAAAUCUGUAAUGAAACAUUUGCUACAAAAUUUAUAUUAGAUCAACACGUUUGUGAUCAUACCGAAGAGCAGCCUAAUGAAUCUGGUAAUCUAAAAAGGAAAUUGCGUGCUCAUACUGCUCAUAAAUGUGAAUUAUGUAAAGAGACUUUUACACAAUCCAGCACUCUGAAAAUACAUAUGCUUAAUCAUAAUGUAGUAUGUGGAAUAUGUAACAAAGUGUUCUAUUCAUCAACUAAAUUAAAACAACAUAUGCGCACUCACGAAAGAGAACUUUUGUUGCACGGAACAAGCAAUGAAAUUCCUUGUGAAGAAAAUACUUUUAAAUGUGAAAUUUGUAAUAAGACAUUUCUUACAAUACAUAAUUUAAAACUUCACAACCUUAUUCAUACUGGUGAACGUCUCCACAAAUGUGAAAUCUGCAAUGAAACAUUCACACAAACUGCUGGUUUAUAUCAGCAUAUGAUGACCCAUACUGGGAUACGUCCGCAUAAGUGUUUAAUAUGCGGUAUGGCUUUCCCAACAUCAAGUAUUUUAAAAGCACACAUGAGUAUCCAUCCUGAUCGUCCUUUUAAAUGCGAAAUAUGCAGUGCAGAAUUUUGUUUAAAAUGUCAUUUAAAACGACAUAUGAUUAGUCAUACCGGAGAGCGUCCACAUACAUGUCAAAUCUGCAAUAAGACAUUCAGACAAUCAGGUGGUUUAAGUGAGCAUAUGUUAAUUCAUACUGGAGAGCGUUCACAUAAGUGUGGAUUUUGCAACAAAAAAUUCAGACAAGCGAGGGGUUUGAAAAUGCAUAUCUUCACCCAUACUAGAGUUAGCUCUCAUCAAUGUGGAAUAUGCGAAAAAACUUUUCCUAGACCCAGUGUUUUGAAAGUACACAUGCGUAUUCAUUCUGGAGUAUGCCCGUAUAUAUGUGAAAUAUGUAACAAGGGCUUCCGGGCACAAUAUUAUUUAAAACGUCAUAAAUGUAGUUAAAAUAUUUACAGAAUCUACUUCAUGAGGGGUAAGCAUGCGCUUUACUCUGUAUUAGUGUUUUCAGCAUAUCACAAAUGGUGUUGGUGUGCUUCAAAU
Molecule: messenger RNA, 1457 nt
Organism: Ctenocephalides felis (cat flea)
Lineage: Eukaryota; Metazoa; Arthropoda; Insecta; Siphonaptera; Pulicidae
Product: zinc finger protein 501-like
Exons: 1
Coding region: 90-1361 (423 amino acids)
Source: RefSeq, a predicted model, not a curated record